Molecule: messenger RNA, 3210 nt
Organism: Trichomonas vaginalis G3
Lineage: Eukaryota; Parabasalia; Trichomonadida; Trichomonadidae
Product: armadillo (ARM) repeat-containing protein family
Exons: 1
Coding region: 1-3210 (1069 amino acids)
Source: RefSeq, a predicted model, not a curated record
AUGAAAAUAAUUGAUUUGGAAUACGAUAAUGAAUUCAUGGACAGUUUGAUAUACAACUUCAAGCAAAAUAUUGAUGAUGAAGAAACACAAAAGUCAUUUGUUCAAAUUGUUUUGCCCUGUUUCUUACAUGGAUUAUUUACUGAAAAUUUUGCAUCAAAAAAAUUGUCAAUUUUGGCAGAAUUUUCACCGCAAAAUGUUGUUGCUUCGAUACUUGAAACAAUAGAGGAUAUCAAGUACAAAGAUAAUAUUGCUAAUGCGCUAAUUGAAAUCAAUGAUGUCGUUGCAAAAUUCAAUGUUGAAACCGAAGAUUAUUAUUUGGCAGUUCUUUCUUUAGUUGAUGAAAUAAGCAGUGUUGAAGAAGAGUUGACAGGAUUUAUUUAUCAGUUAUAUGCCAAGUUUACGUCUGUAUUUCCAAUGGAUGAAUCAUUAACUGAUUGGAUUAACUCUGUUUUCACGAAAUCAAUUGAGAUUUCUCAAGUUUCUAUUUUGGAUAAAGAAAUUAAAUCAAAUAUGAGACAGACGUUAAUAAACGUCUUUUCAAAUGCUGAUGCUGAAAUGAUUUGGUCAUUAUUAGAAGUUUUCAGGGAGAAUAUGGACCAGAUAUUAUGUGAAAACAUUGGUCCAUUCGUAGAUGCAUUUCCAAUCACAACUUUCAUCGAUUUUUGCUUCAAUGAUGAACAAAAAGUGAAUUAUUUCAUCAUUCAUCGGCUCCUCAAAAACAGCGGAUUAUAUCUAGAUGAUAAAAUCAUUACAAUGAUCAAGUCAUCAAUUUGCAAUACUGAUCUAAGUAUUAGAAAUAUUGGAGCAUCUAUUGUCAAGCAGACACUUUCUAAUAUUUGCGUUUACUUCCCUCAUUAUAUGCCUAUGAUGAAAAAGCCGCAAAUAAACAAACCUUCAAAUGACAAAGAAAAAAUUAAAUUGAUCCAUGAAACUGUUCUGAAGACAAUCAAGCAGAAUUUCAAUGGAAAAGAUUAUCAGUACCAAGUCAGUAUACUGUACAAUUUGAAGAUCUUACUCUCCUUUGAUUUGGAUGAUGAUUUAACAAUUGAAAUUUUGAAUUAUUUGAUGAAUUUGCCAAUUUUGACACUUCACUCCGCUGUUUUAUCAAGAAUCAUUGAAUGUUUCACAGUUUUGUUUGAAUGCAAGAAGAAGAAUUAUUACCAGCCAAAUAAUUAUGAAAAAGCGAAGUUGGAAAUUAUAAAUUAUCAAAACAUCCACAAAAAAGUAUCAACUCAAAUUUCAGAGAUGAUAUACAAUUACAUUCUUGAAAUUCCUAUCAAUGCAUUGAAACAGAAUGUUGUUGAUUCUGUUCUGCAAUUAUUAAACUGCGCAGCACAAAUUGAUAUAACAAUUCAAAGUCAAUUUUCAAAAUUUGUUGAAAAAUUCAAGGAAAACAAUGAUAAUCAAUUUUAUCGUAUUUUGUCUGUUUUCAUUAAUAAUUGUGACAUCAAUACACAAUUUGGCAUCUUAGAUAAUUUAAUUCAAUAUGUUUGCCAGUCAGACAACGAUUUCAAGGAUGUUAGAGAUCAUUUAAUUUCAUAUUUGGAUUCCAUUGAUUUUUAUUCACAAACAUAUGAUUCAAAUGAAAUCAUUGACCAAAGAAAAGGACUUGUCGGAAAGAUCAUAGACAUAAGUAUUGAGAAAAAUAAUCCAGAUACGACAUCUUUUGUUAUUUCUUGCAUUAAUUCUUUAGUUGAUGGAAAGCAUCCAGUUUUAACUCAAAAAUUGUUCAAAUUUGUUAUUGAAAAUUUGUCAAAUGAAGACAAAUCAAUCAGACAAACAUCAAAUGAAAUCAUUUCCAAAGCAACAGAGUACUUAAUUCCAAGAUCAGCACCAGAAAACUAUGAAUUUAACGAUAAAAGAUUAAGUGAAAGGAAGAAAGUUUCGGUUAAAAUGUCAGGUGAAGAAAAGAACUCCGAAGAAUUUCUCAAACAGUACUUCGACGAUGAUAUCGAAGAAAGACUUAAAAUCAGUCAAACAAUGAAUGAAUUUUUAGAUAAUAUGAAUCAUUGUUUGGAACUGAUUGUUUCAGAUGAAGAAAAUAUCUUUUCACUUCAAAACUUCAAAAUUUUCUCUACAAUGAUGAGAUAUUUCAAUUCUAAGUUUACUGAAUUUGUAUUUGAAAUUGAUGAGCAUUUGCUUGACUCUAAGUCAUAUGAUGUUGUUUCUUUCGUUAAUGAAUCAAUUUCCGCUUUUAUUACAACAUAUCAUUAUACAAAAGAUGAACAAAACCUACCAAAAUUGUUUAAUUUCAUUCAAUCAAAACCCGAACUUUUAUUCAUUCCUUCAUCACUUGUCUCAUCAAAGGAUCCAAAGAGAUACGAAUUCCUGACGAACUACAUCCAGUCAAUUGAUGUUGAUGAUGAUAUCCUCAUUUUUAAUUUGCCUUUUGCUUGUAAUGAUGAAAAGUUCAAGAAUUUCAUUAUUUCAACAGCAAAAUCACCACAAAUUUUAGCAGAAUUAAGUUUUCUUGAUCCAGAAUCGAUAUACAACCAAGUAUUUAAUACUUUUCCUCUUAAUUUCUCUGUCUAUUUGUCAUCAUUAUUUAAUGAACAGAGUUUAUCAACAAUUUCAAUAACAAAAAUUGUUAUUUCGAAUAUAAAUCAAAUUUUCGGAAUGAUUUUAGACGAGAAAACAGAUGAUGAGAUUAUAGAAAACUUGACAAAUGUGUUCAAAUCCUUGUCAUUUAAUAUUGACCAGUCAUUUUCUUUCAACUUCCAACAAGUUGAUGAAAAGUGGCUCAUUUUGAUUUCAGAAUUAGAAAUCAUCGAAACUUUGUUUGAAAACGCUGCUUUUUAUGUUGAUGAACAUGUUAGCGACAUUAUAUUGGACUUCAUCGUCCCUUCAAUGAUGAUGAGUGCACCAGAAAUCACUGGUUCCGCACAGAGAUUGUUAACAAUUGCUUUUGAAAGAUUUUAUUCCCUUCAAGAGAAUGCCGAUAUUUUUGUUGGAGUUUUCACAAAAAUGGCUCAAGAAGACUCUGUUUCUGGCCUCAAUGGACUGAUGUGCAUUGUCAGUGGAACUCCUUUAUUCGGAACAGUUCCUCAACACAUUGCAGAUGCAUUAACAGUUCUCAAUGAUUAUUCGUCAUCAAACCAUCAAAUAUCUGAGUUUCUGAAUCUGUUUUGGUCUAAAUAUGAGGGAACAUUCGUUCCAAGCGCCUCUCUUUGUUUAUCCCCUAUCAGAAAAUCACUCAAAACCAAUCUAUAA